Molecule: messenger RNA, 1149 nt
Organism: Diaporthe batatas
Lineage: Eukaryota; Fungi; Ascomycota; Sordariomycetes; Diaporthales; Diaporthaceae
Exons: 1
Coding region: 1-1149 (382 amino acids)
Molecular function (GO): palmitoyltransferase activity
Source: RefSeq, a predicted model, not a curated record
AUGCAACUCUGGAGGGUCGUCCAUGAUGGAGAUCUCUGGCUUGUGCCGUCUGGGCAUUCGACGGGCUGGAAGGCAGCUCUCGGGAUCUGGGUCGGGCUAGGGCUAGUCCGCACCUGGUUCCUCGUCUGUUGGGCCUUCGCCGUCGCACGGUCAUACUCGCCAAGAUCGCGGAUGUGUGGGCGCACAUCCAUCCAUCAGUCCGACUUCAUCUUUUGGGGUGAUCCGAUGCGUCCACUUCGAUUUCCCGACAAUGCAAGACGAUUUCGGAAGUGCAGGGGCGCCUGUCGCGCUCGCGACGAACUCCUGUCCGACCGGGUCUACCAUUGCUCGUAUUUCGAAGCUUUACACAAGAAAGGAAAAAGAGAUGGUGCGGAUGUACACCUGGCUCUGUACGACCAUUUCUGCGGUUGGCUUCGCGUCUGUGUCUGGCUGGACACGAUCAAGUCAUACCUGCUCACCAUCUUCUUUCUCUUUUUGGACGCCAUCAUCGUGAUGAUCAUUUCCUUCAUCGCCAUUUCUCGCCAUGGUAGCUCGUCCGUCUUGGCUCAUGCGCCGGCGGUGACUAGGGCCGUCGCCGUCGCCAUCUUCCUUGCGGGCAGCAACCUCUGGCUCAAGGGUCGAGAUUUGGCUUUGCGGAAUGUCACGAUAUCGGAGAAACACCAGUUACGUCAAGUCGCCGGAGUGCGAGGUGGCUUUUGGUUCGCGCUUUUGCCCGACCGCCCCGAGCACGACCCCGACUUUCAGCAUUUUCGCGGUAACCCCUGGGAUCUAGGCUGGCAACGGAAUCUCUCCCAAGUAUUUGGUGAGAGCCUCUGGGAUUGCUUGCUGCCGUGGACUCAGCCGCCCAGAGUCCGUUACUAUGCCGACUAUCGCCAUGUUACCGACUUCGAAAUGUCUGACGUUUUCUGGGAGUGGGUUCGAGACAAGAAGGAGAACCGGUUCCGUACUGCUGGAUCGGGAUCAGCUGUUUCUGGACAACAGCGGGAGGCGGAUGCAGCGGGCACAUCGAUCGGCGCUGGGACAUCGAUUGUCGCCUUCUCGCCUGUGUCGUCUCCGCGGUCUCUCUCUUCGAACGUCCACCCACGACUUCAAUCACCCCAACGUACCCCACAGGAAAUUCCUCUCCCCCCAUCUCCUUCGGAGCUCUGA